This is a messenger RNA of Linnemannia hyalina, 4125 nucleotides long. The record is from the annotation of a GenBank genome assembly. NCBI's taxonomy places the organism in Eukaryota, Fungi, Mortierellomycota, Mortierellomycetes, Mortierellales, Mortierellaceae.
AUGGACUCCAGUCUCGAGUUCCUCGGUUCCUUUGACGUUUCUGACUCUCAAGGCACCGUAGUAGCAUCUGCGGAGGAGGUUGACGAGGCACAGGAGGAGGAGGAGGAGUUGUUGUUUUCGGUCCGUUGUCGUACUCGACCAACGCCUGGUACAGAUAGCUCUGGGGACGAGGAGGAGGAGAAGGCAGGAGAUGAAGGGGUGAUAGAUGCUUCAGCUCCACCGACAAAGAAAAUCUUCUCCGACCCAGUAUUGACGGAUUUGGCAGACAACACUAACGCAUAUGCAGCAUCAAAAGGAGCCGGCACAGGAGAGGGAUCGCGCCAAUGGGUAAAGACCACACCUGACGAACUGCGCACAUUCCUCGGCAUCAUUGUCUACAUGGGCGUGUUCAGGCAGAACUCUGUCUCUGAGUAUUGGUCAACCUUCCCUGAAUGUCCUCAACACAACAUCACUACCUUCAUGUCCCUCGUCCGCUUCGAACAACUGAAGCGUUUUUUUCAUGUCUCCAACCCCAACGAGCCUGAGCAACAUUGGUUCUCAAAAGUAGAGCCUCAGGCUUCAUCCGGCCCAGAGCGAGCAGCCGACGUCGAUGGCGCGGGCAUGUCUACUCACACAACAACAUCUACACGGCAGGCUUCAUCCAGCCCAAAACGAGCAGCCGACGUCGACGAUGCGGACACCGCCGACACUGCUUCCUCUAACAAACGCCUCCGACCCCUCCAAAUCAGCUCCGGGUCGUCGACUCUCGUUGAAGACAUGCAGCGAUUGCUGGCAACACAGCCAUCCCAGAUUCGGUUCGACGAGAGCGGCGCUCUGACCACAAUCUGCGCCCAGGAAAAGGAUUUUCGAUCUGUCGGAGCCGCAAUUGAGAAGAUUCUCUCCUCACGAUUGUCUAAGGACAUUACAAUGCUCCAUAUGGAUGGUCUACGAUCAAUGGAGAAGGAAUGGGCGCACGGCAAACGAGAUCAGGCGCUGUCCAAGCAGUUGGAAACACUUGAACGAGAUUACACGGAGGGCAAGCUGCACAACAAAAGACAGCUAUACAAACGCCUGAAGGCGUCGUACCGAGCACCACCGGAGGCAUUGCGCGCCGUUUCGGAAGUACUGCGUCAGAGUGGAUGGACGAUUUGCCAAUGUCUCAACCAAAGCGACACGUGCAUUGCGCGGACAGUCAACAACGCUGCCGUACCCGGAGAUAUCCGAGUUAUCACCAAGGACUCCGAUCUCAUGGCAUUCGAGUCAAUCAUGUCCGUCACCAUGCCAGUCAAGAACACUUGGACUACUUUCCACAAAGAUGAGCUUCUGAACGAGCAUGGCCUUCCGACCCCUGUACAUCUAACGCUUGCCGCUCUGGUAUCGAACAACGACUACACCAACGGAGUUUUUUCCUAUGGCUUGACAUCCAAUGUCGAUACGAUCCGUCAGUUCAAGAUGACAGGUCUUGAUGGAACGGUUGGCCAAGAUCGAGUGGAGGUGGUUCGGAUCUAUGUUAGGCGCUACCUUGACAUAAUACACCAAAAGGCCCGUACAAUCAAGGACUCAGCCACCCAAAGCGCACGUCGUCGACUGCGAUGCAAUCCUAACCCAACGGUGAAGGCACACGACAAGGAUCUGAGGAGGAUCGAAACGGCCGAUCGACAGCUGCGUGUAGAUGUGACAGAAUUCGGCCAUGCUCUCAAGACAUUCGGGGCGGCGACAGACGCAGAGGCAACGCCACCACCACUCCCAACGGCACCCAAGGCAGGAUCAGCACCAUAUCCGCAAGCUACAUCAGCGGGAUCACCUUCCAUCAGGCAGACGCAUGGCCCAGCCGAACAUCCACCAUCGCACAAGCAAAAGAUUAAAAAACAACGCCGACAUGGUUCACGUGCCCUCCAGCGGCGACGACAGAAGUGGCGUCGUUCCAGAUUCCGCUCGCGCACAGACGUGCAAGAUCGCUAUGUGCCGGACACUGUUUUCCUAGAAAAGGCCAGCCCUGUUGAUGUCGUGGAACUUUCAGGAUUGAAGCCGUCGACCCCCCGUCCUUCAAAGCCCAAGGAGCAAUCCCCCCGUAUCGACCAAGUGCCUGCCCCCACUGCCAAGAAGAAAAAGAAAAAACUCCUUGGCGAACCUAAAGGAAUAGCUGGACCCAAGGCCUUGAAGAGAGCGUUCCAGUCUGUUUUCGCAACGGUCACGCUCACGACUGGAUCCCUGCAAGGCUGCCUAGGAAGAUCAACCAAUCUGUCGAAAGCAGAGGUUGCGCAGCUAACCCAACACGUGAGUUCGGCAGUCUCUACCGUCAAUAGCGCCAAACACAUUGUGUACAAGCUUAUCGAGAUGCGCAUUCUACAGCCGCUGAUCGAGACUGGACUGAACCAGGCAGAGGAUGGACCGGACGAGAGCUUCCUAGAGAAGAUCCUGGAUUCCGAUUGGGCGGAAAGGUUUGUCCAAAACCUACUGUCCUUCGUCUUGAGGAAUUCCAUUGUCCCCCAAGGACGUCCACCCGCGUCGGACAAGAGCAAGGAUGCUGUCGCUGAAGCAAUCUCGACGUUUAACGAGUUCAAGAAGACGCUGUGCCCAGGGUUCAAAGCCCUCAACUCAACGGAUCUGGCUUUGAGUAAUAUCAUCGCGGAACUUGCACCCAAGAUCUGCCUAGAUCAGAAACUGCAUUACAGGAGAAUACCGGAGACUCUUAGAACAAAGCUCUCCAAGCUGUCCAUUGAUUGCGAUGGUCUUCCUGAAAUAGAUCAAGAUGGCACCGACGCUGGUGGUGAUGCCGGGGCUGCUGACGUUAACGAGGGUGUGGACGACGACGACGCCCUCAAGCGAUCCAAGAAGAUCAUUUUCAAGCCGGGUCAUAUUCAACUCUGCUGGCGAUAUUUCCUCCUCUUACCAUCAUCCAAGCGGCCCCGGUUCUGCACCCAGGCCAAAACGAGCGAUUCCUUCAUCGACAUCAACGAGGAAGCAUUGGUUGCGCUUCUCUGGGGAGAGAAGGCAGUUCAGUUGGACAACGUAUGGGAGGACACCCGCUACACUCACAACUGGGCAGCGGCAAAACAGCGUUCUUCGUACGGAGAGGUGAUCAAAGAACUAUUCAUCGGUGACCGAGAUGUCAUCAAGGAAGCCAGGAAUAAGCAGCAGACGACAUACGGGAAGAGGACAACAACCAUGGCUGAGCGUGAGGAGGCCCAUCCACACAUCUACGGACAGUUAGAGCUCGCACGGUAUUUGACGAAUAAGGUCAAUUUUUUCCGAGAACGGCACAACGCCUCCCUCACGGCCCCGACACCACCGUUGCCAUCAUCAACGCCAUCGUCAUCGACCACCGCCUCUUCCCACCCCACGUCAGCAGCCGCGAUCGAGAAGCUUUAUCCAACGCGGCAGCAUCUUAUCGACGCGUUUGGCGACGACCUGGAUUCAGUCAUUGUCGUCGGUAUUGAUCCCGGAGAGGUAGUGAGUGGUGCAUUUUGUUUGACACUUCCCGGUGGAAAAGUCAUCAAUCUGCUGAUCAAGAGGGCCUCCCUAUACCAGCCUACUCUGGCCUUCCGAGAUUGGGAACAGCAUUGGAAAAGGCGACACCCAACAGCUGGUCCAGGCGAUGUUGUCGACUCAUCCCUUUGGACACGGAUUACCGACCUGGACAAGCUCACCACUCUCCCGUCUGUCCACGACCUAGAGAAUUCUCUCCCCUCAACAAACUACGACACCUCGUUGGAUGCUUUGACGGCAGCUCACAAGAAGUACUACGAGCAGGAACCGCUGAUCCACGGGAUUUACGCGUCAAGAGAAUGGAAGGUAGCGGUUCACGAGCACAGAAUGGCGAAAAUGUCGGAGUUGGAUCUGGCCGUCGCUGGCGUUUUGCGGAUGGUGGAUGAGGCAUGUGAGGGCGUACCCAGUGCUGCGCUCGGAUACAAGGCUGCCCUGGUCGACGAGUAUCUUACUUCCACCAUGUGUCCAACAUGUGUGGUUGAGAACCGAGCCACCCGCCUCGCCAAGCCGUCGAUGAGGACAUGCGCCUGUGUUGAGUGCACUCGGUGGAUUCACCGAGAUGGAGUGGGGGCGCACAACAUCGCUUUGAUCGGAGAACAGUACCUCAAGUCUCUAGGACGGCCCGAGCCCCUUGCAAGACCCCCCAAACAAACCUAA